Messenger RNA from Colletotrichum spaethianum, 234 nucleotides. RefSeq lists its product as uncharacterized. The record is from RefSeq and is a predicted model, not a curated record. Bases 1 to 234 code for a protein of 77 amino acids. The transcript has a single exon. NCBI's taxonomy places the organism in Eukaryota, Fungi, Ascomycota, Sordariomycetes, Glomerellales, Glomerellaceae.
AUGUGGUUGGUUGAGUUGCCCCAAAUCUACCAGGCCUGGAAUAAUAAACAGGGCGUCGCCAUUUUCGCCGGUAUUGUCGCCGCCGCCGACUCCUUCAAUCCUUUGGUCGAGAGUCUGAGGUCAGUACAUCCGCUGCUGGCCCAUGAAACUCGGCCACAUGACGAGCCGGAAACAGACGCGAGGCUCGGGUUCGCGACAGAUGACAUAUGGUUAAAAGGUACCCGAAAGGCCUGA